AUGCAAGAACUGUAUGAUUCAACGGAUAUAAUGAGUAGUGGCAAUCCUCUUUGAUUGAUCAUAUUGAGUGUACUGUGCUUAGAGUGAAGGGAGAAAGUGUGAUUGGCUUUUGGGUGGGGUUCAUAUGGAGGUUGAGAUGGAUUUGAGGGAGAUUUUAAUGAAAAUUUCAGAUGAAAAGAACGAAGAUAAGGAAUAUGCGAAUGUUGAUUUGAAGAAAAGUGAGUUUGAUACUGCAGCUGAUGAACGGUUGUUUAAUGGUAUCGAGGCUGAUGAUUUUGUUUUCAGUAAUAGACAGUCAGUGAAGUUUGAUGGAAAGAUAAGUGUGGACCUCAAUGAAUGUAUUGUUAAGGAUGUUGAUGACACGAGCAAUGUUGGUCACGAUGACAAGCGUUUUGAGUUUGUCAGUGGGGCGAAAAGUGAUGACUGUGGCACAGUGGAUAUUGGGCUAAUGAAGUCGAGUAUUGUUAGGGAAGAUGAGAACAAUAGGAAGAGGAAACGAGAGUCUUACACGGACUUGCUGAGGUGGGUUACUAAUGUUGCGAGAGAUCCUUGUGAUCCUGCCAUUGAGUCUUUGCCAGAAAGGUCUAAGUGGAAGUUUUAUGGGAAUGAUGUACACUGGAAGCAGGUUCUGCUGCUGCGAGAUGAAAUGCUUUUGAAAAAAUGUGCAGAUACAAGUGCUCAAAGCUCGAUAUGGCAGAUAAAACAGAAGAUGCAUCCAUCUAUGUAUGACGAUAAUGCUUCUCUUGAGAGAGUGAGAUGCAGCAGGCGGGUCCUACUCGCUAAAAAUCCAUUGAAGAAGACACAUUUUUCAGCAGUGUCGUCCUCAAGCUCUCCAAGUGAUGAGGAUCCAAUUGAUGGACCUGCUAAUUCAUCGGAAGAGUCAGGACUUGGCCUUUUGUGGAACCAGCAUCGGAAGCAAAUACCAGUUGGGCCACAGUUUCAAGCAGAUAUUCCUGAAUGGAGACAUGAGAAAUGUGAAAGUGACUCGAAAUGGUUGGGUACCCAAAUAUGGCCUCUAGACAAACAAGAACAAAAAAGAAUGUUAAUUGAAAGAGAUCCUAUUGGAAAAGGAAGGCAAGAUACAUGUGGCUGCCAAUACCCUUCUUCUUAUGAAUGCAUCAAGUUUCAUCUCGCUGAGAAACGAAGGAAGGUUACACUUGAGUUGGGAUCAGCCUUUUAUCGGUGGAAAUUUGACUUUAUGGGGGAAGAAGUUGCACGUUCUUGGACAAAACAAGAAGAACAAAAAUUCCAGGAUAUAGUAAAAAUGAAUCCUUUGUCGACAGACAAGAGCUUUUGGAAUGAAAUAUUCAAGUUCUUUCCUAACAAAAGCAGGGAAUCUUUGGUCAGCUACCACUUCAAUGUCUUCCUUUUACGGUGUAGAGGUCACCAGAAUCGGACUGCUGCAAGUAAUAUCGACAGUGAUGAUGAUGAACAACAGUACGGACCUAGAACUAAUUGUUUCGGAAGAGAUGCUGAAUUCUCCAUCUUUUGUUCCCCGAGGAAAGCACAUCCGGAUCCAAGAUAG
Molecule: messenger RNA, 1525 nt
Organism: Solanum verrucosum
Lineage: Eukaryota; Viridiplantae; Streptophyta; Magnoliopsida; Solanales; Solanaceae
Product: AT-rich interactive domain-containing protein 1-like
Exons: 2
Coding region: 125-1525 (466 amino acids)
Source: RefSeq, a predicted model, not a curated record